AUGAGUCCUGAGAAAACUGAGAGAAAUAAGGAUGACAAAAGGGAAGAAGCAGCUGCUCCUUGUUUUUCUAACAUCUGUCCCAUCUGUCCCCGGCUGCACCUCACCCUUCGGGGGCUCGAACUAGCUAAACGUGGAUAUGACAAGGAGGCAUUUCUGAAGGCUGGCUGGCCCCAGCUCCUGCUCGGGUCCCCGCAGACCGGAGUCUGGAAGCCGCCGGCGUUCGCGCUCCUUGCAGGGCCGGGCUGCGCGCGCCCGAGAGAGCCCCGCCCCCAAAGCGGGCGAGGCCACGCCCCCUCCCGGUCCUUCCCGCGGAGGAGUCGGUUCCACUUCAAGUACAGGCUUCGGGGCGGGGCCAGGGGGGCGCAGGCGCAGUGGGCGGCGGAAGUAGCGACGAGGGGAAGAAGGAGGCAGGAAAGGGGCCGCCGCCUCCGCCGCCUCCGCCGCCUCCUCCGCCUCCCGCGGGAAGCUCCCGGCCGCCGCGCGUGCCGCCCGCUCAGGCCCCUCCCCUCCCCGCCCCUCCCCGCCCCUCCCCCGCCCGGGAGCGGCCAGGCGCUGCUUUCCUCUCCGCCCGCCGAGAUGGCGCUCGACCCCGCAGAGCAGCAUCUCAGACAUGUUGAAAAAGAUGUUUUGAUCCCUAAAAUAAUGAGAGAAAAAGCCCGAGAGAGAUGUUCUGAACAAGUUCAAGAUUUUACCAGAUGUUGCAAGGACUCUGGAAUCCUUAUGGUAGUAAAAUGCCGGAAAGAAAAUUCUGCAUUGAAAGAAUGUCUAACUGCUCAUUAUAAUGAUCCAGCAUUUUAUGAAGAAUGCAAAAUGGAAUACCUGAAGGAAAGAGAAGAAUUCAGAAAAACUGGAAUUCCUUCCAAGAAAAGGCUGCAGAAGCUUCCUACAAGCAUGUAGGCAAACACUCUGAUACUCAGAAGCUCUGAUACUCCUGGAAAUCAUCACCUGAAAUAAUGGACUCAAAGAAGUAUUUGCUUUGUCCUAAGUUAUGGAAAUAUUAAUUUUAUCUGGAAUAAAGAUUUUUUUUUUUUAAAUUUCAAAGUCAGGUUUAUCAGAAGGGAUGAGAAUAGUAAAUAGUGAAAUGGGAUAUGAUCUACAUGGUUGUCAUGGAUAUUUUGUAAAUUUUUCCACAAUCACAUUUGUAGAACAGUAAUACUGAGCUUUAGGGUUCUAUAUAGACCUUGUAUUACUUUCAUCCAGUGUGUAGACUAAUGGCUAAUCAUAGGGACCAGAAGUAAUCAAAGUUGGAAAGGAUAAUUGUCAAAGGUGUAAAUAACGUAGGAUAGAAUAGUGACGAAUCAGAAUCCUUCCUCGUUCUGUCACUUACUAGUUAUGUAACCAUGGAAAUAAUUUUCAUAGUUACAGUGAGGAUUAUUGCAGGUAAGUAGAGUAUGUAGGGCAGUGCUUCAGAUGUGGUAAAUGGCUCUUUAAUGGUUGUUAUUAAUGGUAGUAAAUGAUUAUUUGGAAAUAGAUGAAAAAAGUACAUGAAUUUAAUUUUACUUACAAGUUUGAUGGAAAAUUUCCUAAAAUGAAUUAUAUUUCCUUGACUGUUAAUUUGGCUGCUGAAAAUAUUUUAAUGAUUUCAGGAGCUAAUGUAAAAAAAAAUUACCUGGAACCAAUAACUUGAUUCCAGGUUGAGUUUUUUUAAUAUUAAAAAUUGCUUUUCUUCCA
Canis lupus familiaris (dog) is the source of this 1671-nucleotide messenger RNA. RefSeq names its product C-X9-C motif containing 1 (gene CMC1). The coding region runs from base 1 to 897 and encodes 298 amino acids. Gene Ontology annotation, cellular component: mitochondrion. Lineage: Eukaryota; Metazoa; Chordata; Mammalia; Carnivora; Canidae. The transcript is spliced from 6 exons. The record is from RefSeq and is a predicted model, not a curated record.